Molecule: messenger RNA, 1644 nt
Organism: Olea europaea var. sylvestris
Lineage: Eukaryota; Viridiplantae; Streptophyta; Magnoliopsida; Lamiales; Oleaceae
Exons: 6
Coding region: 1-1644 (547 amino acids)
Molecular function (GO): nucleic acid binding; RNA-DNA hybrid ribonuclease activity
Source: RefSeq, a predicted model, not a curated record
AUGUUGGUCAAAAGCCUCCAGGCAACCGAACACAGAGGAAUUGAGGCAAAUUCGGUGAAAGUAACGGCCUUACUAGAAAUGAGGUCACCUCAGAAACCAAAGAAGGUCCAAAGAAAGAAAUUUCAAUGGACUUCAGAGUGCGAGGAAGCCUUCCAGGCUCUGAAGAAGCACCUUGGGGAAGCGCCCCUCUUGUCGAAACCUCAAUCGGAUGAAUCUCUAUUACUGUAUCUAGCAGUUUCGAACGUGGUAGUCAGCACAGUCCUAAUCAGGAAAGAAAAUGAGAAUCAAUUGCCAGUGUACUACAUCAGCAAAGGACUUCUCUCAGCUAAAACACACUACCCAGACAUGAAAAAAUUGGCAGUCGCACUUAUCACAACCUCAAGAAAGCUGAGGCCAUAUUUUCAAGCCCACUCAAUACAAGUUCUCACCAAUUUUCCUUUAAAGCAGGUAAUGCAGAAAACAGACGCGUCAGGACGCCUACUAAAAUGGGCUAUCGAGCUCAGCGAGUUCGAUCUAACGUUCCAACCUCGACACGCCAUUAAGGGCCAGGCCCUUGCUGAUUUUAUGGUUGAGUUUACCAAAGCCCUAGAGAUGGAGGCGAUAAUGGAACCAGCCGAGCCCCCCACAUGGAAACUAUUCAUAGAUGGGUCCUCAGGAGAGGCAGGCGCAGGGACAGGGAUCGUGUUGGAGAGCCCGGAAGGCCAUAAGCUAAAUUGUACGGUAAGGUUCAGCUUCAAAGUCUCGAACAACGCAGCCGAAUACGAGGCCCUUCUGGCAGGUCUAAGGCUCGCUAAGGAAAUGUGGGUCAGGAAGCUCCUAGCGAGCAGUGACUCUCAGCUCAUAGUAAAUCAGAUAAAUGGGAAUUUUGCAGCCAAAGAUGACGCCCUCUCAAAAUUAGCCAGCAGCAUGGACUUAGAGCUGCUAAACAUCAUCCCCAUUGAGCACUUAUCAAAGUCCUCCACCUCCGAAGGCGAAGAGGUACUGUGGAUAGAAGGCACCCCAUUAUGGAUGCAGCCCAUCAUCGUGUACCUGAAGGAGCAAACACUGCCUGCUUCCAGAGGCGAGACGAAGAAAUUAAGGAGAAGGGCUACACACUUCGUCCUACAAGAAGACACCCUUUACAAGAGAGGUUUCGCUUCGUCCCUUCUUCGAUGUGUAGACGGCGAAGAGGCCACAUACAUACUCAGAGAAAUACAUGAAGGAAUUUGUGGAAACCACUCCAGAGGAACGGCUCUGGGACACAAGGUUCUCCGUCAAGGGAGAGGAAGCUCAACUUUCGUUAUUGUCGCCAUUGACUACUUCACUAAGUGGGUCGAGGCAGAACCCCUUGCCCGAAUUACCGAGGCUAAUACUAUCAAGACUACUUGCUGGACUGCAACCGGUGAAACCCCAUUUUCCAUGAUCUACGGAGCCGAGGCAAUGAGUCCGGUCGAAGUUGGGGUCCCAUCACAUCGACGGAUACAUUUCAAUGAGAUCGGCAACGAUGAGGCCCGAAUGAGUGAACUACACCUCCUUGAGGAAAAGAGAGAUACCUCCCAAGUGACCUUGGCGAGGCAGAACCCCUUGCCCGAAUUACCGAGGCUAAUACUAUCAAGUUCGUUUGGAAAAAUAUCAUUUGUAGAUUCGGCAUCCCCCACUCCUUAG